Messenger RNA from Verticillium dahliae VdLs.17, 1194 nucleotides. RefSeq lists its product as uncharacterized. The coding region runs from base 1 to 1194 and encodes 397 amino acids. The record is from RefSeq and is a predicted model, not a curated record. Gene Ontology annotation, cellular component: proteasome regulatory particle, lid subcomplex; cytoplasm; nucleus. Gene Ontology annotation, molecular function: ubiquitin binding; endopeptidase activator activity; proteasome binding. NCBI's taxonomy places the organism in Eukaryota, Fungi, Ascomycota, Sordariomycetes, Glomerellales, Plectosphaerellaceae. Gene Ontology annotation, biological process: ubiquitin-dependent protein catabolic process. The transcript is spliced from 4 exons.
AUGUCGAUCCUGCCACUCAUCACGUUCAAGGCCGGCAUGUGCGAUGUCGAGUCCGAAGGAAACCCCAGAAAGGUGAAGCCGCAGCCCAGGCCCGGCUACAUCUACCUCUACUCCGACGAUGACCUCAUCCACUUUUGCUGGCGCGAACGCGAUCAACCCAUGGACGACCCCGAGCUCGACCUCGUCAUGGUGCCCACGGACGGCCAGUUCAUCCCACACCACAGCGGCGACAAGGCAUCCUCCAAGACGAACGGCCGCAUCUUUGUCCUCAAGUUUGCCUCCUCGUCCGCCCGACACUUCUUCUGGCUGCAGUCGAAGCCCCAGUCGCCCAGCGGCGAUCCCAGCUGGUUCAGCCCCCGGGAUCGCAAGAUCGGAGACAUAGUGCACGAGCUGCUGCAGGGCGAGGACGUCGACGUGCAGCGCGAGCUCGCGCCAGUGUCGGGCGGAAACCAGGGCGAUGACGACGAUGACGACGAUGACGAGAUGGAGGAUGCCGACAACGACAGGUCCGGCCGCGCUGCCUACAGGGGCGGCGGCGGCGGUGCCGGCGCCGACGCCACGGGAGGAGACGUCCGAGAAGAGGGCGAAGAUGCCCGAGAGGGCGGCAGCGACGGAGCACGAGCAGCUGGUUCGGGUGCGCGCGGGGCGCCCACGGAUGCCGAUGCUGCCGUCCGGAACUUUUUGCAGUCAUUACAAGGGAACGCCGGACUCGGCGGUGCGCAGGGUGGCCAGCAGCAGCGCGCAGGCGACGCCGACAAGGCUUUCCCGCAUCUCAACCACCUUUUGCCCAACGAGAUCACGAUUCCCAUGCUGCGCACAGCGUCGGAAGAGUACAUGGACAGCCUGCUGAGCUUCCUGCCGCCGGCCAUCCUGGUCCUCGCCACUGGGUCCGGCGACCUGGGGGAUACGGAGCCGACGGCAGACGCGGCGGCGGCGGCCAUGGCGUCCCUCAGCGUGGCGGAGAAGAAGACUGUGCUGGAGAGGGUGUUCAGGAGUCCUCAGUUCCACCAGGGGCUGGGUAGCCUGACGAUGGCCAUUCGCGACGGCGGCCUGCCCACGAUCGCCGAGGCUCUGACGAUCAAGGUCGCCAAUGGGGGGUACCUUCAGGGCGGCGGGAUGCCCCUCGGUGGUGGCGAGGCUGUGGAGGCUUUCGUUGAGGGCGUCAAGAAGACUGUGCAGGAGAAGAAGGAGUAG